AUGGGGAAGAUCACCUUCUACGAGGACCGGGGCUUCCAGGGCCGCCACCACGAGUGCCUCAGCGACUGCCCCAACCUGCAGCCCUACCUGGGCCGCUGCAACUCCAUCCGCGUGGACAGCGGCUGCUGGAUGCUCUACGAGCGCCCCAACUACCAGGGCCCCCAGUGCUUCCUGCGGCGCGGCGAGUACCCCGACCACCAGCCGUGGAUGGGCCUCGGCGACACCGUCCGCUCCUGCCGCUCGAUUCCUUACACCAGCUCCCACCGGAUACGGCUGUACGAGAGGGAUGACUACCACGGCCUGGUGUCCGAGCUCACCGAGGACUGCUCCUGCAUCCAGGACCGCUUCCGAAUCCAUGAAAUCCACUCCCUGCAUGUGCUGGAGGGCUGCUGGAUUCUCUACGAGCUGCCCAACUACCGGGGCCGGCAGUACCUGCUGAGGCCGGGGGACUACAGGCGCCACCACGACUGGGGGGGUGUGGACGCCCGGGUGGGCUCCCUGAGACGGGCCGUCGAUUUGUACUAA
This is a messenger RNA of Carlito syrichta (Philippine tarsier), 525 nucleotides long. Its product is annotated as gamma-crystallin A. Gene Ontology annotation, biological process: lens development in camera-type eye; visual perception. NCBI's taxonomy places the organism in Eukaryota, Metazoa, Chordata, Mammalia, Primates, Tarsiidae. The transcript is spliced from 3 exons. The record is from RefSeq and is a predicted model, not a curated record. Gene Ontology annotation, molecular function: structural constituent of eye lens. The coding region runs from base 1 to 525 and encodes 174 amino acids.